Molecule: messenger RNA, 2133 nt
Organism: Larimichthys crocea (large yellow croaker)
Lineage: Eukaryota; Metazoa; Chordata; Actinopteri; Sciaenidae
Product: G-protein coupled receptor 20
Exons: 7
Coding region: 1-1233 (410 amino acids)
Biological process (GO): phospholipase C-activating G protein-coupled receptor signaling pathway; positive regulation of Rho protein signal transduction
Cellular component (GO): plasma membrane
Molecular function (GO): G protein-coupled receptor activity
Source: RefSeq, a predicted model, not a curated record
AUGACUACUGUUCAAGUACAAGAACCUCUUGCUGGAGGCUCUGAAGGAAUCUAUACCUCAGGCAGCCUGGAGUUCCUGCAACAACUGUGGAUCAUCAUCAUCAUCAUCAUCGUCAUCAUCACCGUUAUGAUGAACUUCAACAGCACUGAUUCCUGGCUUUUUAUCAAUACUUCAUAUCCCAUCCUGCCUGUAGUAGCCAGUCCCAGUAACAAUACUGGCAUGGAAGGAUAUCUUCAAAGACUGGCUCACUUAGAUGAGGGGCUCUACAGUGACUUUUAUGGCCUUUGGAUUGCACUCAUGGUCAUUAACUCUCUCAUAUUCUUGGUGGGCAUGGUGCUCAACACAGUCGCACUUUAUGUUUUCUGUGUCCGCACCAAGCAAAAGACCACCUCAAUCAUUUACACCAUCAACCUGGCGGUGACCGACCUCUUGGUGAAUCUCUCUCUGCCGACUCGCAUCCUGCUCUACUACAGUGGAGGAGCUUGUCUCACCUGCUCCUACCUGCACAUCUUCAGCUACUUUGUCAACAUGUACUGCAGCAUCUUGUUUCUGACCUGCAUAUGUGUCGACCGUUACCUUGCCAUCGUGCAGGUCGAAGCUUCCCGUCGGUGGAGGAACUCCAGUGUGGCCAAAUGUGUGUGUGUCUCUGUCUGGCUGUUUGCCAUUGUGGUCACCUACUCCUUCCUUUCUACUGCUUUCCAGCACCCGGGCUGUUGCCUCUCAAAGCUCCUCUUUCUCACCAUCACUGAGUUUUUUCUACCCCUCAUCAUUAUUGUGGUCUUCACAUUGCGGAUUAUGUGUGCACUAGCUGACCGCCGUCUGAUGCAGCAGAGCAGGGAGAGGAGAAGGAGGGCUGUCCAGCUGCUGAGCACAGUGCUGAUCAUUUUCACGGUCUGCUUCACACCCUUCCACAUCAGACAGGUGGUAGUGUACUUCUACCCUGAUAUGCCUCACCAUGUGAUAGUCUACCACCUGACUGUCACUCUCAGCAGUUUGAAUAGCUGCAUGGAUCCUGUUGUCUACUGCUUUGUUACAAAUAACUUCCAGGCCACUAUGAGAAAUAUUUUCCGUCGUGCAGAGCCCGAGCAGACUAGUGGUGAUAUCAUCAGCAUGCAGCACAGCUCCAAGGCCUCAGGAGGGACGGCCACUGCCAUUACUAAUAAUGUGAUGAUGAUGACCAAGAUUCCCACCUCACUGCAAAAAGACAAUGUGGAGAAGAACCACAGAGUGUAAAUCCAUACACAUGGGGUGAAGAGAACUGAAAGUUACUGGGAUGUCACAUUGCCUGGGGAAAGGUGGCUGAUAUUUCUGGACUCUGCAACAUGCUGACCAAUGAUAACAGCAUCAGUGUAUAAUGGCACAGUGCUAAGAGCUCAGGGUCCACAACCAUAACCACCAUCUCCUAAAAAUAUUUAAGCACUUCAAUUAUAACAUCGACAAUUGACAAAUUUAGUCUGCAACUAAACAUUAUGAUCAUACCAAAACUACUAACCAGUCUGCCAAAUUUAUGUGUAUCAUUACUUGAAUUAGACAAGUGAAUUAGACAAAAAUUACCUGCACUGAAACUGAUGAGGACAUUUUACAUGUUUGGUAACACAAGAUAGUCUACAGUCAACAGUUUCAGCACUAUCCAUCUGUGUCUUUCAUGCUGUAUGUAAAAGCCAGAAUAAAUCCUCUACCUGAGCAUAUUUGCUACUAUAAAAGGAGUUUCUGAUGCAUCAGAAAAUCUUACAAACGGCCAGGACAGAAGCGUUGACAUUAACAAGAGAAGAUAUUGAUAACCACCAUAAUGUGAUAACAUGUCUCCCACAUGGAAAGACAUGGUAUCUGGACCUUUUUUUUUCUUCCUGAAUUGCUUGAUCACUUCAGUGGAUCCACUACAAGAAAAUAUUUGUGAAUGAUCACCACUUUUGUGCAGCAGAGGGCAACAUUGCACUCCUUUUCAAUGGUCAGUAUAGUGAGAGACCAAGGGCAAUAUUAUCAGUGAAAUGGAAACUGUUUGGAUGAUUCAAGGUAGCUACAAUGUGAAUGUUUAGGCUGUGAUUAUUUUAUUAGAACAAAAUGUGAUAUGAUGUGCUGUCUGGCGUGUCACAAUGUCAUUUCUGUUUCAUCAACAAUCAGCAGAAAGCUGUC